GGCCAUCCCCUAGCCCACCUCACUACUGUGGUAUGUAUUCACUACUGUGUCUCGCUGCAAUCUGAGAUGCCAUUUCAAUCUCGUCUUUGUUACCCCUUAGCCGGCACCCGCUAGCCACAGCUUUUGACCCUUCGUCGUUUCCCGAGCAAAAGAAGCGCGUGCUGGACCAGAUAUGACUCCCGUAUCCCUCUCCCUCUCAACACCUUGACAUCUUCGACCCUAUCAACCAACAGCCAACAUCGACCAUGGAGUACUCACAGUCCUGGAAUUAUCCUCUCCAUGAGGCCAUCUACAACCCCGCCACCUCAACGAGUGUGUCCUCUUACUUUACUCGUCCCAACAAAGUCGUCAAGUCCGGCAGUCGCAAUAGUAGUCCCCGGAAUUUGGGCAGGAGGAAGACCACCACCUCCGCGACAACGUCAUCGAGAAACCGGUCCGUGGUUGAUCAUCUUCGCUCGAGCAGCCAGCAACAACUAAGUCUAGAAGGGUCUCGGUCAAGGCCAGUGAGCUGGCAUCCGAAUUCCAUCGAUACGCUGCACAUUCCUGUCGACUCUUCUGCAGACCCGUCCGCCUGGGACUUCUCCACUGCGCAAGUCAACGGGCUCAUCACGCCUAUGUCCUAUCCGGCAAUGAAUGAGCCACAGAUUCAAGAAGUCAUUACUCCCCUUGAUGGAUACUCUGGCCGAAAUAUGAGCUUCGAUUAUGGCAAUCAAGCGUACUUCGAUCAAUCGUGGAUAGCAUCCGAACCGACCAAAGGCGAUCCAUAUGCCUUGUCGACCUUUUACCAAGCGGGAUACCCCCCGGCCCCUCAACCCUACGCGCACGCAAACCAACAACUGAUGACUUCCAACGUCCCUACGGCACCAUCCUCGCCAGAUUGCCCGCCCUUUCCAAAUAUCGACCUAGACAAUCUAUCGCUGGGAACCACCAGUGGGAAAGCUAAAGUCGAUUCGGAAGAGUUGGUCGGGAUGGGAUUGUAUGAUUCUCCAGCCGAAGUACAGUCAUCAUCCCUACUCUUCGGCAGAUUUUCUCAGUCGGGUCAAAAGUCGUUGAAGCUCGCAGAGUCGUUCGAGCCAGUAGAACAAGAUGAAGACGCGGAUGAGGACGACGAGGACGCCGCACACGAGCAGGAAUCGGAGUCAAACGAUUCUUCCAUGACAGCAUUCCCAUCCUACGAGUCUCAAUCCAUUGCCAACCACAUGGCAUUCGGCACACAGACAGAGGUCGAUCCUCUCGCAUAUAAGUAUCUUGCAACCUUAAGUCAGCUCAACAACUAUUACGCGCCCAGCCAGCAAUGCUACGGAUGGAUAUGAUUUAUGACUUGAUGAAUUCGCCAUGUUUUGUUCUUCAUUGAAUGUUGGCUUGGUUUGGUUUGGUGGGAGAUUUAGAUAUCACGACUUCUUUACAUUCACCUAUGAUACCCUAUUUUACUGGGUCCUCCAGGUAGUUCAAGGCAACUGAGACUAGAAUUUGAUGGACAAUGUGUUACUGAUACAAUUCGAUAACUGAGAAGCCGAAAGACGGUCUAGAAAACCGCCACAGAUGGACACCGAAUGUGCUUUCCUAGGCCACUCCUAGCCAACAACUGACGUCAACUUCUGAACCUUUUCCAUUGAACUAGCCCGGAUCUGGCAAGGUAUUAAAAGUGGACUUCUCGUUGCCCUCCC
This is a messenger RNA of Exophiala xenobiotica, 1667 nucleotides long. RefSeq lists its product as uncharacterized. The transcript has a single exon. Lineage: Eukaryota; Fungi; Ascomycota; Eurotiomycetes; Chaetothyriales; Herpotrichiellaceae. The record is from RefSeq and is a predicted model, not a curated record. The coding region runs from base 246 to 1313 and encodes 355 amino acids.